Fukomys damarensis (Damara mole-rat) is the source of this 702-nucleotide messenger RNA. RefSeq names its product heat shock protein family B (small) member 9 (gene Hspb9). The coding region runs from base 11 to 607 and encodes 198 amino acids. The transcript has a single exon. The record is from RefSeq and is a predicted model, not a curated record. NCBI's taxonomy places the organism in Eukaryota, Metazoa, Chordata, Mammalia, Rodentia, Bathyergidae. Gene Ontology annotation, cellular component: cytoplasm; nucleus.
GCCCCCUCGGAUGCGGCGCACCGGGAGCCGCGUCUCCAACGACCGCGGAGUGGAGGCCCCCGGCCCCAGCGCGGCGCUCCCAGAGCCAGACCAGGGGACCACACUGUCGGUGCGGCUGCUGAGGGACACCUCAGAGAGCGCGCGGGACGCCGACCAUGCCCAGGGGUUCCAGGUGAAGAUGGACGCGCACGGCUUCGCCCCGGAGGAGCUGCAGGUGUGGGUGGACGGGAGCAGUCUGGUGGUGACCGGCCAGCGGCAGGAGAAGCACUACGAUCCCCGCGGGGUCAGCUACCAACUGAAGCAGAAGGUGUACCGGCAAGUGCAGCUGCCCGGGAACCUGGACCCCGCUGCCACCACCUGCUCCCUCACGCCCUCUGGAGAGCUGUGGGUGCGAAGCCCAUGCAGGCCACUGCCUCUACCCGAAGCCCCACCGGGCUCAUCCCCGAGCCUCACUCGCCAGGGCUCCAAGAAGGGCUCGCGCCCCGCCUUAGCCAGUAAACAGCCACCAUGUGCAGCAGCCCGCGUCUGCUGUCUUCUGGGGCCGGUGCAAAGGUGGAGGGUUGGAACCGGCAGCACACAUCUGAAUCCCUGCCACUGGAGAAGCUGAGGCGGGACAAUCACGAAUUCAGGGCCAGCCGGGGCAAUUUAGUGAGACCCUGUCUCAGAAUAAACAGUAAAAAAGGCUGGGGAUGUGGCUCAUUG